AUGUCAGACAAAUCUAUUGUACUACCGCGUCCUGGAAAAGCAAGUCCUGGCGUCGUGCCGCACACAGUUCAAGCGCCAUCCGAAGACGCAUUCGUCGCAACCUUCGGUAGCCUGCUACCACAAGCAUCAUAUCUACAGACGCCUAAUGGCAAAGCCGCAUACUACGAGCUGCUACCUUCAUCUACUCCCACAGACCACGAAGGGCCAAUUUCCCGCGUAUUAUUCGUUCACGGUGUACAGACACCCGCAAUCGGGCUACAGCCACUAGCAAAUGCGCUAUCUUCGCGCUUCCCACUCGCCCACUGUGUACUUGUUGAUCUAUGGGGCCACGGGCUUACAGAAACUCCUGUUGUACCCCACGAGCCGGCAAUUUUCCAUGGAUUGCUGGUGGCUUUGAUGGAGCAGCUUGGGUGGGGUAAUGCUCAUCUGGUUGGUUAUUCAUUUGGCGGGUCAACCACUGCGACUUUCGCCGCUGCGUUCCCCGAACGUGUUGCUUCCAUGGUACUAGUUGCGCCUGCUGGUCUACUGCGCGCCGCCAACUUUACCGAGUUGGAGAGGACUUAUUUGCGUGGGGGAGAAGGAUUAGAGGAUCAAGCACGGGCUUGGAUCUUGGAGUUCUUAGAAGGGGGGCAGCUAGUUAUUCCUUCUGAUUGGAGGGAGAGAGUUGAUCGAGGUGAAGUAGUUGCGGAGGCUGUUCGAGAUUGGCAAAUGAAGGAGCAUGAAGGUCAUGCUGCAAGCGUAGUAGGUAUCUUCAGAGAUGGCGGUGUCAUGGACAAACAUGCUGGAUUUGCUGAAGCAGCGCAGAAGGGCAUUAAGAGUCUGUGUAUUCUAGGGGAGUUGGAUAACUUGUGUACUGUCCAGGAUCUUCAUGAUGUUGGCUUGCACAAUGUUGCUGUUGUUCCCCAGGUGGGGCAUGGAGUGGUGAGGCAAAGGGUGCCAGAAGUGGCUGGACUGAUCGAGGAUUUCUGGAAUCAGCUCUAG
Molecule: messenger RNA, 981 nt
Organism: Penicillium soppii
Lineage: Eukaryota; Fungi; Ascomycota; Eurotiomycetes; Eurotiales; Aspergillaceae
Product: alpha/beta fold hydrolase
Exons: 1
Coding region: 1-981 (326 amino acids)
Source: RefSeq, a predicted model, not a curated record